Messenger RNA from Funneliformis mosseae, 504 nucleotides. The record is from the annotation of a GenBank genome assembly. NCBI's taxonomy places the organism in Eukaryota, Fungi, Glomeromycota, Glomeromycetes, Glomerales, Glomeraceae.
GCACAACAACCAAAUUAUACUAACAUGUCCCAAGCCUUACAAACACUUGCCCACGAAGUUACUUUCGUCCCAAAUAUGCUAAACGUGAACGUUGUAGACCAGUUAACAAUAAUUCAACGAUCACUCUCAAAUUUGACUGAUACGGUCACAAAUUUGACUGAUACAGUCACAAACUUGUCUAAUACAGUCACAAACUUGACUAAUACAGUCACAAACUUGUCUAAUAGAAUCGAUGGUUUGACCAUCACUAUUCAAGCAACGGACACGCGAAAUCUAGCAAGAAUUUUUAACUCGCGCUUAUCCAGUCCAGACUUACAAUUGGAAAUAGUUCCGGACAUGGCUGGUAAUGUCCCACAAAACUAUCCCCAAUCGAUCACUGCAUUUCGGGAGAUGACAGACCAUAGUUUAAACUCUCUCAUGGCAUUCUACGGGUUGCCAACUACUGGUACUGUUGAGGCUCAACGAAAACGAUUUGCAAAAUACAUAGGUGUCCAAUUAAUUUAA